AUGGUUCUGAAAACCGAAUCGGAUCGGCCGGUUCAACCGGAAAAACCGGGAACCGGUCACCUAACCGGUCCGGUGCUAAACGGCGUCGUUUUGAAGGUUAAAAAAAAAAAAAAAGCUAAACGCAACGAAGUGCGAACCCUAAUCCUAAUCUCAGUCUCACACUUUCACAAGACUCCAAGAGAAAGCACAGCAAUCAGCAUAGCCACCACGGGCAGAAGAGAAAGCACCCACGGGCCACGAUCGAGCAGCCCCUCUUCGCCGUCGCAUAGCCACCACCAUCGCCACCGCAUCCCACAUCCCACAGCCCCUCUUCGCCGUCCCACAGCCCCUCUUCGUCAUCGCCUAGCUCCCCUCGUCGUUGGUGGUCGCCAAGCUCGCCUCCUCCAUCGUCGUCGCCGAGCUUGCCUCCUCCUUCAUUGCCGUUACUCGCCGCCGAUCUAUUAUAUGCUUCUGAAUGGCGUGGCUGGAGCUUGGAAAGAAGAGAAUUUAUAUGAAUAUUUCUAGAGCUUUGAAUACAUCUUCAUUUAGGCGUGUGGCAGGGUCAAGCAGUGGACCUAUUUAACUUUUAUGUGCAUAACAUCCUUGACCAGCAGCCAUUCAUAGCCCCGAAAGCAAUGACAUUGUUUUGGAAAUUUUUUUCGUUUAGGUUGGUUUAUGUUUCUAACACUCUUUGGUACGUUUCCACAUGUAAUUCAUGGUUAAACCUAAUGCUUAGUUGCAAAACCUCAUUAUUUGUGCUAAAUUGUGGUACGAGGGACGAGGUGGAAUGUUGAAUGCGUUCCAUGAUUAACAAUCUAUUAUAACGAGUCACCUUCAUUGUACUUCUGAUUUGGAUAAUAUAAUCAAAUCUCAGUUGAACAACAACGUGAGUGUUCUUAGUUGGAACACUUAAUGAUAAUUAUGAUUUUUGAUGA
Molecule: messenger RNA, 914 nt
Organism: Arachis duranensis
Lineage: Eukaryota; Viridiplantae; Streptophyta; Magnoliopsida; Fabales; Fabaceae
Exons: 4
Coding region: 1-504 (167 amino acids)
Source: RefSeq, a predicted model, not a curated record